This is a messenger RNA of Drosophila sulfurigaster albostrigata, 6198 nucleotides long. RefSeq names its product transcription intermediary factor 1-alpha (gene bon). Gene Ontology annotation, biological process: positive regulation of DNA-templated transcription. Gene Ontology annotation, molecular function: zinc ion binding; ubiquitin-protein transferase activity; protein binding. The record is from RefSeq and is a predicted model, not a curated record. NCBI's taxonomy places the organism in Eukaryota, Metazoa, Arthropoda, Insecta, Diptera, Drosophilidae. Gene Ontology annotation, cellular component: nucleoplasm; chromatin.
UUUGUACAAGAGAAGCGUCCAAGGAGAGUAAACGCCGUGACCGUGUGUGUUUUCCCUACCAAAAAAAUUUGAUCGCCAAUAAAAAUACAAAUCUAUGCAUUUGUAUAACAAAUAAACAAUUGCGCCGUACGUUAUCAAAUCGCAAUCAGUGUCGUGCAAUUGAGUUACCAUUAACAACACAAAAAAUUAAGCAUAAUGUGAAACAUUUUAAAAUGAAAGUUUUUCGCCUUCUAAAAGAGUAGAGAGAAAAAAAUUUUGCAAGCGCUCGCUGUGUGUGCUGAAGGUGAAAAUGAAAAUGCCAAUACAACAAAACAAAAAUAUAAAAAACGAAAACCACAAAAAACAUGCAAUAUUAGCCGAAAUAUAAACGAAACGCCGUGCAGAAUAAGAAGAUAAAAAGCAAAAAAAAAAACAAAGACCAACAAUAAUUUUCACCAUACGAAAGCGAAACUAUUUUGUGCACAAAAAGUAACUUGUGUGUUUGCAACAGUGUGUGUGACUGUGUGCCCAGCGUCGUGUCUGUGUGAGUGUUCGUAAUAGUGUUAGUGGAAAGGUGUGUGUGUGUGCAGCCAAUUUGGCGUUGUUUUUAUGUUGCUUCUUCCCUACUAGGGAAUGAAUGCAAAUAAUGCAAUGGUAUCGAAAUCCUGCAAUAUAUAUUCAAAAUCAUCAUCGACGUCACAAUAAUAAUGUUCAUCAAGGGCAGCAGCUGCUGCUAAAAUUCACGCGCUAAAAUUAGCUUGCAACGCCCACGUUGAACGUUCAAAAAGUUUCCCACACAAACAAUUUGUGACAAACACUCUCGAAAAUAUGGAUAUGGAAUUGGAGAAUCUUAAGAAUGACUUUUUGCCACUAAUCGCGGGCAUUAAGCAGGAACAAUUGGAUUCGGUGGCAUCGGAUGUGUCCGUCUUGCCACAAAAUCAUUUACCGAGCACAGCGGCAACUACAUCCACAUCCACAUCCUCCUCAUCGUCAUCGUCGGUUGGCAAUCCAUGCGACAGCGCUGAGAAGCGGUCGGAAUCAAAUUCAUCAGCAUCCGCCAAGUUUACGCUCUUCAAGUGCGUCUACUGCGCCCAAGUGCUGGGCAUUAAUGAUCGUCCCAAGUUGCUCGAAUGCCUCCACGUGGCCUGUGGCCAGUGUGUGAACACCAAGUUCUCAGAGCUGGAUCGCUCGCUGCCACCGCUCAUUCAUUGUCCGGUCUGCGACAAUGCCUCACAGAACGAAUACAUUAUUGAGAAUCAGUUCCUCAUCGAGCAAUGCGCCGCCGGCGACAAUGGCGAUGGCAACGGCUCCAGCGAUGGCCUCAAGAGUUCGCUGACAGCCAACAUACAGUGCAGCAGCUGCUCCGAUGGUGCGGUGGCCACAUCGUGGUGUGUGGACUGCUCGGAGUACAUUUGCGACAAUUGUGUGCAGGCGCAUCAGCGACUCAAGAUCACCAAGGAUCACACGAUCAAGCCAAAGGAUGAGGCCAACAAUGAGCAGCUGGUGGGCACCGGUGGCAUCGAUAAGCUUCACAUGUGCCAGCUGCACACACAGGAGAAGCUGUCGUUGUUUUGCGAGACGUGCGACAAGUUGACUUGUCGCGAUUGCCAGCUGAGCGAUCAUCGGGAUCACAAGUAUAAGUUUGCACACGAGAUUGCCACAGAGUCGCGACAAGCGUUGUCUACGCUCGUCUCCGAAAUAAACUAUAAGCGUUUCUUGCUGUCAUCGGCGACCAAAGUGAUCGAUGAUCGCCAGCAGCUGAUACAUGACAAAAAGAAGGAUCUAAUCAAAGAGAUCACCGCCAUGGUGGUCAAAAUAACCAACACGGUGAAUAUGCGUGGCAAGCAGCUUGUGAUGCGCCUGAAUGAGGUCUGUGACAGCAAACUGAAAGUGCUGGUCGAGAAGAAGGAGACGCUGCAGCUGCUGUCGGAUAACACAGAUCAUUGCAUCGAAUUUAUGCAGAAUGCCCUUGAGAAGGGCAGCGAUUUUGCCAUAUUAUCGAGCAAAAAGUCCCUUGUGCGUCAUCUGCAAAAACUCAAAUGCCAACGCGCUGACAUCCCAAAUCCCGAGAUUCCUGUGCGCAUUCAGGUGCAGCUGAAUCAGGUGGCCGAACUGCAGAAAGUCAUCUCACAGCUGGGCAUUGUUAUUGUCGAUGGCAAGCCAUAUCCACCGGCGCCAUCGCCCACACAAAACGGACCGGCCCCACCGCCUCCACGACAGCCACCUAGCCCGAAUAUGGCGCCUCCAUUGCGUCCAGGCUUGCCGCCAGGCAUGACGGCGGGUCUGUCGCCCAACGGACCGCCAGGCGGUUUUGGUCCACAGAAUGGACCGCCACUCUACAGCAAUGCAGCCGCCGCUCAGCAGUUCAACAAUCUAUCCAUGAGUCGUUCGUUUCCUGGCGAUGGACCAGUACGAUUUGGAGGCAUGCCGCCUGUAGGAAUGCAGAGACAGGGUCAGCCCCAUGUUAGCUCCUCCACGCAUCCGCAGAAUAUGGACAUCAGUCUGCGUGGCCUGCUGAACAAUCAGGCAGCACAGAGUCCCACCGCGCAUCUGGGCUUCAAUGGCCCGCCCAGCUAUCCGGGCGGACCGCAAGGCGCACCGUCCCCCGCUCAUCAGCAGUUGGGUCCACAGAUGCGUCCACAUUUUAUGGCAGGACAGCAAAAUUUUGGCCAGGGCGGUGGUGGACCGGGCGGCGGGCCGAGAGACAACAGCAAUUUCAUGAACAGUAAUGCGCGAUUUCAGUCGCAAUAUCAGCGCAUGGCCAGCCAGCAUGCACAGCAGCAGGCAGCCGCUGCCGCCAUGGCCGGAGCGGGAGGAGGAGGCGGAGGUGGUGGGCAGAUACCAUCGCCAGGUGCAUUGCAGCGACCACCAAUGAUGCCCAACCCCAUGCAGAAUGCGUUGGGGUUUCAUGGGAGCCAGGCUGGCUAUAAUUCUGGCCCGCCGCAAGCGAGUAACGCGAUGCACAGUCUUGCCAAGUGGCAUAUACCACAAUCCGCGCAGCAAUCCAACAUUUGCCAACAGCAGGGACCCCUCUUGCCCUUUGCCAACGGACGACAGACAUCAGAAAAUUUUAAAAUCUCACUAAAAUCUCCAAAUACUCUUAAGAACAGCACACCGCCUAGUCUCAGCAUAGGCGGCGCUGCGCUUCCGGGCAAUGGCUCCUCGUCGGCGAAUAGCAUAGCUCAGUUAAAUGCCGCUGCACUGGGACUUGGUCCAGCUGUAUCCAUACUCUCCAAUGUCACAUCGACAAAUCCAAAGACACCCAGUCCCAGCACACAUGAGAAUACCAAGGAUUUUACUGAGCCCAUCGAUAAGGUGCGCGAUGACUCCAUUAAUGAUCUGAUUGCCACAAUUGCCAAGUUGGACUCGAAUGGCGUGCAAGUGCUGCCCGAAGGACGCACUAAGACCACCUCGCCGCAGGUGCACAGCUCCACAGAUCUGUCCAACACUCAGGAAGUUAAUAAUAAAAACGAACAAAAAGAUGAUCCCAACGAGGAUUGGUGUGCCGUAUGCCUGGAUGGCGGUGAAUUGAUGUGCUGCGACAAAUGCCCAAAGGUAUUCCAUCAGAAUUGUCACAUACCCGCGAUUAGCUCCUUGCCAGACGAGAGCGAGAGUUGGCAGUGUCUGCUCUGCGUUAAUCUCAAGGAGCUGACCAAAACCGAGGGCAACGAAAAGUCACAGCCCGGCGAAUUGAGCAGCGUGGAGCUAAGGAUACUGCAGCGCAUAUGCCUCGAACUCUAUUGUCAAUACGAGCAGAGUCUUAAUUUCCGCGAACCGGAAUCGCCAGCCAACUCCCAAUACUAUGAGAUUAUUUGCAACCCCAUGUCAUUGGAUGUUAUACGCACGCGACUGGAUCCUUCCAGUCCCAAUCACUACAAGGACAUUGCUGGCUUUGUGGCCGACGUGCGUCUGAUCUUCAAGAACACCUAUCUCUUCUAUCAGGAGGACUCGAAAACGUACAGCAAUGCCAAGUAUUUGGAGAACUUCUUCGAAGAGCAGCUGGCCAAAUGGUUGCCCAACUUUGGUGGCAAACUCGGCGGUAGUGGAGCGUCCACCUCAUCCAAUUCACCGAACUUAGUGGCUGCAGCUGCUGGCUCACCUGCGCCAAUGGAGAAUGGUCGCAAGAGUUGUGGCUCGGCAUCGUUGGCGGACAGUGAGGAUGGCGCAAGCUUGCCAGCGAAACGUCCGCGUCGAACGGUGCACGAAUAGAACGAGCUUUUGCCCGACGAGAAGGGCACGGAGCAGCAAUCGCAGUCAAAUGAGGAGAAGUCAGAGCAGCCAGCGCAAAAGGAGGACGAUGAACAGCAGGAGAAGAAGGAGCAGCUAGAACAAGAAUAUGCGCUGACAAACGACGAUGAGGCAAAGCCAACAAGCAAAGAGGAUGAGCAGAAGCAUGAUCUGAAUUUUCCGGAUUUUGAGCUGGAUUUGCCGCAACGACCGCGUAGUCUGGGCAGCAAUGCAAUACAAGAGAGCGCCGACUAUGUGCUCCAGCUACUGCAUGCAUAUGCCGCCGCCUUUGGCCUAUAAGCCUCUAAGCCCCCUUAAAAAUAAACCACUCGCGAAUGAACAUAUCCGUACACACUCGCAGUUACCACGUUAAUAAUGUACACACCACAUUUGUUGUAAAUGGCGCUAAAUACGAAAUACAUGGUUACAUAAUUGUAUGCAGAAAUAACUAAUAAGCAUUUAGAACAAAAACUUAACAACAACAACAAUAAGUAGCUGGUGUACAUUUAGUUUUUAAUUUCCCCCCGAAAACUGUAAAUAAGCAAAGUCAUUUGAUAUGAUUUCAUUAAAUAUGAAUGCAACGCAAGCAUAAACUCGGAUCGAAGAGAGAUACUAUGUUUUAGCUACAGACUUAAGUGUUGAAUAUACAUAUGUAAACAGAUAUACCAAGUAGAGAUUAAAUCUUAGUUGAAGUUUUGUGUGAAACCAUCCUGAGUUUCAUAAUGAUGACUUCACUGUAAAAUUCUAGAGUAUUCCCGACUCUUCUCUAACCCCCCAAAACAAACUGUUAGAGUUGUAUUUACUUUUGUGAUAGCGAUAAACAAUAAAAACAAAAACGAAAAAUAAUGAACAAAUUAUAUCCUAAUAUGUACUAUAUAUUAUAUUAUUGCAUACAAAAACUCAUUUCAAUUACUAUGUUUUAUUAUUUUCACCCUUCUCUACCCUCUAAUGCUAUGUACGAUAUUUAUUGCCCAUACAGAACGGAUAAAGUAUCUAUCAAUCCUGUCUAUAUAUUAUAAUAAUAUUCGAGCGCAUUUCUCUUUUGAUUAUACUUUAUUUUCCUUCACACACGCUCAUGCAUCAGCAUCAGACAGCAAAACAUUCGUAUACCAUAUAAGAAGACACUUGUAAUAAGUUGCAAAUUAGAGUUAUAAGUUUGGAAUGAAAGAAUUAAGCACACACACACAAUAUACAUACAUACAUAUUUAUAUAAGCAAAUAGAUCCUUUAAUGUUGUACGUUUGUCGUUUUUAGUAUAAAAAAAGAGCCGGUCAGGCAAGCAGCCAAUCAGUCUACUAGAGAACCAUCCUCAAAUUAAAACCAUAACCGUAAACUACUACACAUAAUAAUAAUAAUAAUAUAAAUACAUAUACUUAUCUAUAUGUAUAUUAUGAGUGUAAUUAUAAUAAUUUCCAAAUACAUCCAUAAAACCAGUUGAAUGCUGUGCUUAUUAUUACCUUGUUUUCAUCUCAUACGAUGUCAAAUCAAAAAAAAAGCAAGAAAUGAAAACUAAAUAGAAAUAAAACAAAAGUUCGCAAAUGAAUGCGAAUAUUUUUAUAAAUAUUUUAACAACUUAUAAACAACACAAUACAAUACAAUAUAUCCUAAACUGAACGAUCUAUGCAUACUACUAGUAGAGCAGGGAGGCUGUUCUAUCCUACUCAUGUCACACUUUGGGAAAAAAAACAAUAAAAACAAAUGAAAAUAUAAACUUGAAAUUAUAUAGAUGUAUUAUCGACUAUAUAUAUAUAUAUAUAAAUAUAUUAAAUAGAGGAACAUGAAUGUGUGCUAUCCUAUCGAAAUUACAACAGCAAAGCAAAUGAAAAUGAUAAUGAAAUACAAAUCCAUGCUUAUAACUAAGUGUGUUUAUAUGUUGAAUGCGAAACAAAAACAAAAUGAAAAAAACCAUAGAAAUUAUUUUAUCUGUUUUUAGGCCAUAAGUUUUAUGAUAAACACUUAAAAGAUAACUAAUAAAUGUACUACUUACUAUCAA